Molecule: messenger RNA, 7300 nt
Organism: Thelazia callipaeda (thelaziosis nematode)
Lineage: Eukaryota; Metazoa; Nematoda; Chromadorea; Rhabditida; Thelaziidae
Source: the annotation of a GenBank genome assembly
AUUGUAUUAUGGAAUUAGAAAAGAAGAAAGAUAAGAAACAGAGACGACAUGGCAUUUCGGCGUUGCCAGUUGCUUUAGAUUGUAAUGAUUUAAAUGAAAGAUUGAUAAACGUCGGACCUCGUUCGUUAGCAUCAAGGGUUGGGCAUGAAGAGUCUCGAAAUGCUUCUGAGGAUAAUAAAGCAUCUGGAAACAAAUCAUUUUCUGUGCAAAAGGAAACUGUUAGAUCAGUGGAGAGUGUUGAAAACCCAGCGGUGGUCCAGGAGACGGAUAAUGGCAGAAUAGAUUUUGGAGAAGUAUCGAAAACGGUUGGGAAUCACAAAAUAGCUUCUGAAGACCCACCUAAAGCAGGAAUGAAGGAAAUGAGUAUGAAUGAAGUCGGCUGUAUUGAUGAGACUUGUCAAAAUUCAGGGACAUUCACAUCCUAUUCAUCUAGCAAUGACACAAUGAAUGAUUUCUCAAAAGACGAAAUAUCGCAAAUAUAUCCUAGUCUGCAAAUGCAUGACUCGCAAAUAUCAUUUGGUAAAAAGGUUGAUGAAAAGCCACGGGAUUCACUUUCACAUGAACAAACAAACAGAUCAGUUGAAGUGCUUUGCUCUGCUACUAGCCAAUCAUGGCACGAGUCAUCACAAAUUCAGUUAAUGAAACAGAUACGAACACAAACUGUGAACGAACGCAUAGCUAAUGUUUAUUCGUCCUUGUUAUUGGAAAAAGAUCAGUUUGGAUUACUGACAGAGAAUCAGUUGUUAACAUUUUAUCAUAACGAUUUGUAUGAAGCUGUUGAAGACUUUAUCGACGAUUUUUUGGAACACGAAGUAUCUCCACGACAUGAUUUGUAUGAGUAUUUGGAGCGCUAUAAAAAUGUAUGUGAGGAAAUAAUUGCAAGCGAAAUUGAUAUUGCUGAAUGUGAUAAUCUGAUGAAGGAAUGUGUUCGGUCUUCGUGGGUUGCCGAGAACCGGGCCAUUAAGCUUGAGGGUCGCUGUGGAGAUCAGAAAUAUGCAACAGGCAGUGCAACUUAUCUCGUAGCAUCGUUUCAUCCUGAACGAGUCACUGAGUUAAAGCAGUUACUAAAGCGUGAUGUAUUUUCUCGUCUUGAUUCUUCAUUAUGUUUACAAAUUCAGGUGCGUUCACUUACGUUGCAAAUUCAGUGGCUAAUUGUGAACUACAGUAAUGCUUUUAUGAUAGAAAAUCGUUGUGAUGUGGACAGCUUACCAUCUCUUAUUCCUGGUUGUUGUGAUACGAACAGUCGACGAAACCUUCGCUGUGCUCUGUCAGAUCUAUUUAAUUUCUUACGUUACCCAAAUCUUCCAUCUCUCUUUAUUACAAAUGUAUCAAGAUGGAUUAGCGAACUGGGAGCUGCUCUUCUUAAAUCAUGCACAUGUUAUGAUCAACAGUAUUUGCUUUGUCAACUGCUUCGCCUGGUCUCACCCAUCUCUAACUGGGCAACACCUUUACUUCAGUCAUAUGUUGAAGUAGACAAUUCAUGUGAUCGUCUCAUUAUUGAUAACUGUAUCACAAUGUUGAGUAUAUUGUUCUCUUCGAUAAGGGGUCGUGAAAGUUUUUUGCGACGGAUAUCUGAUUUUGGAAAGGACUGCAAUUCUUGGGUUAUAGUCACUGACAAUGGAAACGAAAUCGAUGAAUCUACAGUGAGAAUGAAUGAGACAGAUUUAAUUGCAUUUUUCAAUCAAUUCAGUGUUGAAGCCAUUUUUGCAAAAGCAAUCUGUCAUUUUGUUAUUACUCUUAGGUCUAGUCCAAUUGACGGAGUAUUAACGGUGAUUACUUUUGCAUUGUUGCUAGUGAAAAUACUCAACGAUGGUUUACAUGUUUAUGGCACAGCAGAGUAUCGUCAAUUUUGUAAACAAAUUGGUCACGCCUUACGUCAGAGCGUGAUAUGUACUGCAGAAUUCUUUAAAGCUGUCAAGAAUACGUUAUUAUUUGAUGAAGUCAAAAUGGUGCAGGAGGAAAUGAACAGGAUUGUGUUACAUGGCAUUUACUACAUUAUUAGCAAACGAAGCUUGGGUCUUUGGCAAUUUUUGGUCAAUUUUCCAUAUGAUGUUGUAAGUGAAACAUGCAGAAUGCGUUGUCAGAUAUUAUUAAGACGAAGAGUCGAAGUGACUGUACCCCAGUUAUAUGAAUUUUCCGAAUCAGAUUUGCCGUAUUUAGUAAAGACAGCUGGCAGUUUAGUGGACAAGUUACCAGAUUUACCUAGUGAUGAUCGAAUUUAUAUGAUUUCUGCUUUAUCAGCCUUAAUUUCUGCUUCAGAGGAAGGAGUUGAUUCAUUUGCCAAUGAAAUAUUGGACGCAUGUUUUCUUGAUCCAUCUAUGCGUGAUCAUUUUUAUAAAGCUGGCGCAGAAGCUAUUGGCAUGCUAAUUGAUAAGCAUCCACAUACUUUACGGAAGAUAUUACUUCUUAUCGAUCGGAAUCUUCAUGCUUUAGAUGAUUAUGCAGUUGAGAUUUUGUCAACGGCUCCUUUAUCGAAGUGUCGCUUAUCAGUGGAUGAUGUUGGUGUGAUAUGUGGUAAGUGGCUAAUUAAUAGACCUCCAGAUCAUCCAGCAUCAAGGAUAGCUAGGCGUUUGCUUGGUUCCAUGAACUGGGGAACAGAUGAACAUGGAAAGUUGUGGUUAACAUCUGAAGUGCAUGUAGUUUGUGCGGAAACCCUGAUUAAAGGACAUCUGGUUCAGUGUAAAGCAACCAAUGGAUUGAUCUCAAAGUCCUGGAAUAAAGUUACAAAAAUGGCAUCAAAAGUCCCAGAUUACGAGCAUCAGUUUGACUCUUUUUGUUGGGAUAUAUUAAUACGACUCAAAUUACCCUCACAAACAACUGCUUUGAGUGCUCCAUCAUUUAACGAUCUCGCGUCUUUCUUCGUUUUUGUCAUUCAACGUUCUUUAGUGAGUAUCGACGAUUUUUUAUCGUUGGGACUAACAUUAUGGUCAAAACUCACUUCUUCUGGUUGCUAUGCUGCAUCAGUUGUUGUGCUUGCGCGCAUUGUUUCUUCAUUUCCAGAUGCAGUUCGUGAACUAAUUUUACAAUCAGACUUCAUAGAAAAUCUUAACCGAUUACUUCUUUAUGACCAAAGUUUAUAUGCAUUUCAACUAAUCACUGGCAAAGAUAAGUUUCCUGGUCCAGUUCUCCGACUUUUAAGUUCAGCUAUUACGUAUUAUUUGAAUGAGAAGUUUUCGGAUUUACAUCUAAUUGGUUGGAUAGAGCUGUUGUGUUGCAAAAGAUCCACUCAGUGGAAUACCGAUAAAUGUACACUUUAUUUGUUGGGAGUACUAGUACGUAUCGCAUUUGUCAAGGACCAGUCUAAACUACUAGAAAUUCCAAAUUUAUUAAAAAUUAACUAUGCUGUUUUGUUACAGCAGUGGAAGGAAGAUUCUAAAGGCGUUAUAUCAUGGUUCACGAGCGAUGGUAAUGUUCCACUUCUUAUUGAUACCAAAAAUUUUAGCAUUUCACCAUGGGCAACCUAUGGACUGUUGCUUGCUGAACAGCAAAGUCAUCAAACUUUUUAUGAAGCUCUGUACCAAACAAUGAGCAAAUAUCCAAAAUAUAGUUUAGAUCAGUGUGUAAAGAAAGCAGCAUCCAAAUCUCAUAUUUAUAUUCCUGUUGAGCGAUUGCACUUCCAUCGUUGGUUGCAGUUCGCGUGCACUGAAAACAUAAGCGAGCAUCCUCUUUUUCCUUUAAUUUUACAAAACUUGGCAAUCCAUCUAUAUUCACGGAAAAUAUUCAUGAACUCUCAGUUUUGUUAUGGCGAAAAAUAUGUGAUGAAUCCAACAAGUAAGCUCUUAUUUGAUGAACUGCGGAAAAAUUUGCUUAGAUUAGAAUGUUGUGGUGAUAAGAAUGUCUCCUUAUUUUGCAAGGCGUAUUCUCAGUGGUUGUCAGUUUCAGAAUUUUCCAGUUCAUCGAUUUGCACUUCUGACCAUAUACUGCUCGACCAUUUGCUACGCCCCAUCAUUGCUAAUGACUUUCAUCCAUGGUUAGAAUAUGUUGAUAUAAAUAAGUUACGGAAGGAAGUUCAGAUGGAACAACAACUAUAUACAACUGCAUGUCAUAUCGGUUCUUUCGCGAUCAGUCCAUCAAUAUUUGUUGCUCCUACUCUUACGGAGUUGACAGCAAUGUUUAAAAAACGAAGCAAUGCAUUGCCUCAACCGACGAUACCGUUGCAUAUAACACUUCCACGAGAAAUUGUUUUUGAUUUGUCCAUGGCAUGUGAUACAAAUUCUGGUCUGGUGCCAUUUGCUUCACAAAUAAAGAAAAUCAAUGCAGCUGCAAAGUCAUUCAUUAGCGUGAAAGCUCAUCUGGAAGCGAUGGAUGAGGUAUAUGUUGGAUAUUAUUCACAGCUUUAUACAAAGUCGACUACUGAAUUGUCUGUUCUGUUAAAGUGCAGUAAUCCUCUUGGAGGCAAGUGUACGCAGCCAGUUACAUCUUCGGUAGCCGUAACAGCGAGUCAUUAUCAGACACCUGUGGAAUAUGAAAUGAAGUUAAACCGUCAGAAAAGGUCAGAGGAAUUGGCAAGCAUUUACUCCCAGUUGUUUGAGCAGACGUCGCUUCAUUGUGCAUAUUUAGAAUCUAUAGCAUCAAAGUUGUGCGUUUACUUGAGAGAUUGUGACAGCCGUGCAGAUAGUCAGAAAAGGCAAUUGCAUGAUGUAGGCGGAAUACUUUUUUAUCAUCUCAUUUUUACUUCGUCUUUGGGAAUGCCUUUUCCGGCAUCAAGAAAUUCUUAUGAAUUUGUUUUAACUAAACUAGGAAAGACUUUUAUUGCCUACAAUCCGAAUGAGCAAGAGAAGUUAAUGCACGUUGUUUUACAUGGCUCUAGCUCUCUUUUAGCUAAUAUUUUAACACAGUGUUUCACCCCUCAUUGUGUUUCGUCAUCCAAACUACUUAAGUUAUAUACUUCUUUAAGUAAUGCUAUCAGUGACCCGAGUGCAUCAUCGGCUGUAUUGGCCUUGCUUUCACAAUUUGAUAUCACAUGUGCUUGCCAUAGGUUAUCUCCACUAGAGUUUUCCCAGUUUAUGCUUGCUGCAUUUAAAAAUCUUGUUUCAAUAUCUGAUACCACAUCAUCGCUGUAUAAUAUUUGCUCUAAUCAUUUUAUCUGUGCUUUAUUUUACCAUUUUCCAAGCAAUUUCGCUCAAGGCCUAGAAUAUGUGCUCUCCGCCUGUGACUCACGAAGCUCACCAGUACAAGUUUUUGAUGAGAUUAUCAAGAAGCUUUCAGGCAUUGCAAAUGCAAAAAAUUCAAAUCCUGCACUUGCUGUUGAUAUUGCAACUGCAGCAGCAGCAAUUGAAGUAAUCUCUUCACGAUUCAAGAAGUCUAGAAAAGAUUUAUCAAUAGAGUUAUAUAGAGUCUGGGGUAUUUAUCUGCCAAAAGUUUUGCAUAUAGCUAGAUUUAUUUUACAAACUUUUGCAUCCUUAUUAUUUGAUCCUGAACAAUCCAACACAAAGCAAGAAUCAGAUUUGCGUAGAAUUUUUGAAUAUUGUGUACAAGUAUUUAACCCCCUUUUGGAAUCAGUUCAUUGGAAGUUACCACCAUGGAAGCCAUCUGAUACCGAAGUUCUUUCUGUGGUCCUUGAUAAUUUUGUUUCACUUAUUGAACAGAUUCAUCUGCUCUACGAUGCUUGUUUUCCUCCUGGUUCUGAAAAUGUUGUAACGUUGUUCUGGCGUUAUUACAGUCAGAAGCUAGCAUUUGUUACCGGUGGUGGCUCCCAUGUGCACAAAAUUAUCGAAGGUCGAUUUAUUAGCAUUCCUUGGCAUUUUUUUUGGCCAAGUUUACAUGAUCUUGCUUUAAUGAACAAAAUCAUGAUUGAAGGUCCGCCAGAAAGCGCUCCUUUGAUUACUCAAAUAAUUGUUCGUAUACCAUGGCUACCUCUUAUACAACAUCAGGCAAAUCAACCCGUAGAUGCUAAUCGUACUUUCUACUCGUUGUUAUUUUCUGUAUUGGCAAGUUGUGUCAGUCGGCCAGCUAAUUAUUCAAUUUGCCGUGCUUCAAUGCCUAAAUUGAUGGAUUCAUUGAAAUCAUCAUCUUGGCAUUUAGUUGAUAUUGAUGAGCUCAAUGUAAUUUCAUUAAGAAUUGCUACUAAUUUUUCGCCUACAACAGUUAUUGAUCCAAAUGAUGUCACCGGCUCAUUUUUUGAAUUGUAUCGUCGAGUUUGCUUUUUUGAAAAAUUUUCGACUACAUCUGAUUCCGGUUUCAAGAUAUGUCGAAAACAGUCUUUCUUCAUUCGUACUCAACUUGCCUUAAUGCUUCGAAGUUCAACUGACCAGCUGUGGUUAAGUCGAUUUUACGAAGAACAAAUAAAGGAUACUGAUACAAUUCUUCUGGAAUCAGCACAAUUAUCCGAUAAUGAGAUGCUCUUAUCUCGUGAGCUGACGUCAUUUUGGUCUGGCAUAUCAGAUAAUAAAUUUUUACAAAUAUUCGUUACAACUUUACUCCAAUGGUUGGAAACAAAUCCACAUUCUGUGCUCGUUCUAUUACUUAUGAGCACUGUCACGAGUGGCCUAGAGCUUAGUCAACUGUCUUUCAGCUUUCAAGUUAUCGAGAAAUGCAUUGCAACUUAUUUUGAAAGAACUGGUCCUUGCGACUGGAGCGUUGUACUGGAAUGGGUGGUAUUACCAGAUCCCUGUUGGCAACAUCUUUUCGUUGUUCCCAGUUCUGAGAAAUCGAUACCCUUUCUGCCGUUGUGUGCAAAUGUAUUAAUAACAAGGCAUUCCUUAUCCUCAACAGCAGGGAGACAAUCAGAGACCACUGUGGUAUCGGAACUUUCAUUGCUGCAGAUGUUGUUGGAUUUUGUGACAACCAUAAAACCAAGAUAUGUGACCAAUGAAGCAGCAUUUUUACUUUUGGUAGAAAAGUUACAAAAUAUGCUACUACGUCAGUAUGAUCAUUCUGUUACGCUUGGUAAUCAGUUUUUAAUGCAGUACAUGGAGUGGCUUGAAAAAGUAUAUAGUGACGACAAAUCGAGUUCCAUAUUUUCGAUGAUCGGUUUUUCCCGAAAACAGCCCUAUUCGCUCAAAAUGCGUUACAUAUGCCAUUUGAUGAAUUUAUAUAUUUCUCAGCAAAUGGUAGCCUCAGAUCAACCUCCGCGAAGUAGUUCUGACUUGCCAGUGCUAAACAGUCAAAUCCAGGCAUUCCACGAAUUGAGUGUUUCUAAACAGUAUGCUCCGUUCACGACCCUCUCUGAGUUUGCUCAUUCUUAUUUUAGUCAGGUAGAAAAAUAUCAUAUUAUGCAUGUGAAAGAAUUGUUUGGGCACAUUAUUCGAUCACUAUACAAUGAAAAAUAUCUAUGUACUACAAGUUCUGUUAUGUAGCU